CCUUAACCCUCUUUGUUAAUUGCUCCCCUUCUUCAGAAACCCUCUGAAUUCUCUCCCUACCCUCGACCAAGUCUGGUUCUUUAGAUAAAUUAUAUUCAGCCAUGGAAUUAUUCGUAGCUAUAGUAUCUUCCUUAAUUUGCUCCAUUUUCGUCAAGUAACACUAAAAAUUAAAUAAAUAAAUCACAAAUCCCUUUUAUAAAUAAUAAUAACAACCUGAUCGAGGCUUGUGAAUAGGUUACCAAUUUUUUCAUCAUCAUUCAUAAUUUCGUCCAGUUCCGAGUUCGAUAGUGUUUUAAGGUCGUUAACUGCCCUUUUGCAGUCUUGCUGCAGCAUUUCAAAGGACAUUUUGUUAAUUUAACUAUGACAAAUACACAAAAAUACUUUUGACAGGUGUGUCCUUGAUUGUCAGUAUAGGUUAGGUUAAAAAUAAUGCAAACUAAACGUUUAUUAGCGUCAAAUAUACUUUAGUUUAUUUAAAUAAAUCAUUAUAUACGCAUAAUAUUAUAUAUUUAUCCACAAAACAUUGUUAAUUACGCCAAAAUUAGUUUUUCGUCGUAGUUCUAAUGACCAACUUGACAGCGCCCUCUAGCGUUAUAACGGUGAAGUUAGCGGGAUGCCAAACAAAACAUAACCUCAAUUCGAUAUAUAUUUAAUUGUAUUUUACUAAUUAUGUCUUCUCCCACGCAUUCUUCAGUGAAAAAGCACAAAAAGCAUAAAAGUGACCGUAAAGAUCGGCACGAUUCGUCGGAUAGAGCAGGUGGUUUGAAGUUAAUACUGAAAGUGGGUAGUCAGAAUACCCCCGAGCAUAAUACUGAGUUUAUGCAGAAUAUGCAGAUGGGGGGUGAAGGUGAGGGUAUGGAGGUUGAUAAAGGUGAUGAAUAUUAUGGUAUGGGGAAGUCGCAUCACAAAAAGAGUAAAAAAAAGAAGAAGAAAAAGGAUAAAAAUAAGGAUCGAGAAAAAAAGCAUAAACACCACCACAGGGAUAAAAAACGCAAAAAGGAUGAGUCUGAGUUCGAAAUUAGCGUCGGAACCAAUACAGACGAUCUUCCUUGCCCACAAUACACUCAACCACUAUCGCCUAGCAGAGAUCGCGAAUUACGCACAUGCGUUAUAAAAAAAAAUCCACGAACGCACCCCCCCUAUCAAAGGGCUUGGAACAUUUGCUCGGCUUACUGGAAAAAAAAGACCCGCAACAAUUCUUUGCCUGGCCUGUGACCGAUAAUAUUGCCCCUGGGUAUUCCACCAUAAUCACACAACCCAUGGAUUUUAGUACUAUGAGAUCAAAAAUUGAAGAAAACGAAUACACUUAUUUGAAUGAAUUUAUUGAGGAUUUUAAGUUAAUGUGCACUAAUGCUAUGAAAUAUAACCAGGUCGACACAGUCUACUAUAAAGCCAGCAAAAAGCUACUGCACGCCGGUUUGAAAAUAAUGGUCCCGGAAAAGUUGGGUUGGAUGUUGAAUUUGAUACCCGAGAUAACCAGUGAGGAUGUAGGGUUCGAGAUAACGGCGGAAUUAAGACAAAUUCGGUCUUCAGACGAACACGAGGAUGAUCAGUUUAUGGAUUCUAAACGUAGAAUGCCUGCAAGCAAAUUUGAGGCUAUCACUGAUGAUUUGAGUGCUGAAGAGAUUCUAGCUAAGUCUCAGAUUGCGGCUAGGGAAGCGAGGGCUAAGAUAUUCAAUAAUCGCAACAGUCCAGGUAUGGGUUUUUUGAAGCAAAAAAAAGAUGGAACAACGCAUUUAAACAUAUUGGUUGGGGGGGAUGGGGUUAUACCAGGUACCAAAAAAAGGCCCGUACUUUUGGGACAACUGACAGGUAAACUUACGGAAGGUACCAGUCAGAUAAGCGGUUUCAGAGAGGACAGAAGAAAUGUUGCAAAACCAGUUAAACCGUUAUAUUACGGCGCCUUUGGAAGCUACGCCCCAAGCUACGAUUCCGCCUUUUCCAACCUAUCAAAGGAAGAAUCCGAUCUCGUAUAUCAAACGUACGGAUCUGACACUGCGACUCAAUACGCAGAGUCGAUUCAGGAUUACGUCAAAGACAGCGACUAUGCAACCCACUUGGCGGAUAGCUUGCUAGAUCUGCUAACAGGUGGCGAUCACAGCAAAACAAAAGACGUUCUCGAGGAAAACAAAAAGUUCAGAGAGGAGGAGGAGGCGUUUAAAGCCAUGUUGGAGGUGAAACCAGCGGAUAAUGUCAAGAUUAAUAUUGCUGAGUUGAAGAGUUUGCAAGAUGUAGGUAUAGAUGUCAACUUCUUAGACUCGAUGAACGAAGAACUAAAAUUAGCGGAAGAAAAGCAAGAUUUGCAGCAAAAAUUGGACAGCAUGGCAAUUUUACUCGACAAAUUGCAGCAGUCUCAGUACCAAAGGUUGAGCCAACCUCCCCCCUCCCAAUUAAACAACUGCCUGCCUCCAAACGAGGAGGAGAUACAAAUUGCGGAAAACGUUACGGAAGGGUUGACGAAUAUCGCUAAAAGGGUAACCCCUGGGGAUAUAGUGGCCGUUCCGGGUAUAAGGAAGGCCUUGGGAAUGACCUGUAAUGUACCCCCAGAAGAUGUGCCAGAUUUGGAAUCCGAGUUAAGACAGUUUUUGGAGAAUGAGACUAAUUUGGCACAGAGUCCUCUAAGGGACGAUAAAACUAUUGAGGAGAUUUUAAUGGAGUAAUUUUAUUGAAUUUUUCGACGUAUCGUAUUUAAUUUUAUUGUAAUUUUAAGCCAAUAUAUAUUUUAUUGCUUA
Messenger RNA from Brassicogethes aeneus, 2732 nucleotides. Lineage: Eukaryota; Metazoa; Arthropoda; Insecta; Coleoptera; Nitidulidae. The record is from the annotation of a GenBank genome assembly.